Daphnia carinata is the source of this 2266-nucleotide messenger RNA. RefSeq names its product glucose-6-phosphate 1-dehydrogenase-like (gene Zw). Gene Ontology annotation, cellular component: cytosol. The coding region runs from base 482 to 2047 and encodes 521 amino acids. Gene Ontology annotation, biological process: glucose metabolic process; pentose-phosphate shunt, oxidative branch. Gene Ontology annotation, molecular function: glucose-6-phosphate dehydrogenase activity; NADP binding. The record is from RefSeq and is a predicted model, not a curated record. NCBI's taxonomy places the organism in Eukaryota, Metazoa, Arthropoda, Branchiopoda, Diplostraca, Daphniidae. The transcript has 7 exons.
UGUGGUUGCCGAAGCAAUGAGGCCAAAUGAACACCUUUCGUCUGUAUAUCGAUGUGUUAUAAUAGGAUAAACAUUCCACGUUGUGAUAUAAGCCAUUGCGCAGGAGAAAGAAGGCAGGGGACAGCGGACGGUUUUUUUUUUUGGGUGAAGGGGCGCGGCAAGCAGACACGCACGCGGUACGGUGGCACGAACCAAUAACACGCAUUUGGAGUCCUGCAGGCUGAACGAGCAGAGUUGUUGCAUAAGCGAUUGUAUACACACCGAGUGAGAAAUAUCUCUACACGAAAUCUAGACGCAGUCCCUAUUGUCGGUGAAGUUGUGUGUGUAGCGACGCAUUAAAAAGGGCCGACCCGAGAGAUAGUUUGUCUCAAUCGUUGGCAAGACGGGGUCCUUGGCUACUUGCUGCAGUCCUCAAAACUCGGUAGUUGUGGUUCUUCCGACGACUCUUCAACAUCGCCAUAAUCAAGCAGAAGAUAACGACAUGGGAACUAAAGUUGAAACAUCGUCGCCUGAGGACUCGCUGUCGCUGAUCCGCAAAUCUCUGCGCUCCGUGCACAUGUCGCAAGCCGAAGUCUUCGAGGAGUCGACACCUCAUCUCUUCGUCAUCUUUGGCGCAUCGGGCGAUUUGGCGCGCAAGAAGAUCUACCCGACCAUCUGGUGGCUCUACAGGGACAACUUGUUGCCGAAAAACACGCUCUUUUUCGGCUACGCCCGUUCGCACAUGAAAGUGGAGGAGCUCAAGGCCAAAUGCCACCAAUACAUGAAAGUGAAGGAGGACGAACAGGAACGCUAUGAAGCAUUUUGGGAAGCCAAUCGUUACGUGGCCGGCGGUUAUGAUUCGCGAAGGGAUUUCGAAUUACUCGAUCAAGAGAUGAGCCAAUAUGAACGCGGACCUGCAGCUAAUCGUCUAUUUUAUCUGGCCGUCCCGCCAUUCGUCUUUGAAGCCGUUACGGCCAACAUCCGCAGUGCCUGCAUGGCAAAAAAGGGCUGGACGCGAGUGAUUGUGGAAAAGCCGUUCGGAAGAGACUUGGACUCGUCGGCCCGUCUCUCGUCCCACUUGGCCUCGCUCUUCCGAGAAGAGCAAAUCUACCGCAUCGACCACUAUUUAGGCAAGGAAAUGGUCCAGAACCUGAUGAUCCUCCGUUUCGGCAACCGGCUGUUCGGUCCGACGUGGAACCGCGAGAGCAUCGCCAGCGUCCUGAUAACUUUCAAGGAGCCGUUCGGGACCGAGGGUCGCGGCGGCUACUUUGACGAGUACGGCAUCAUCCGCGACGUCAUGCAGAACCAUCUGAUGCAGAUGCUCUGUCUGACGGCCAUGGAGAAACCGGCCUCGACUCACCCCAACGACAUUCGCGACGAGAAAGUCAAAGUCCUCAAGUGCAUCCCGGCAUUGACGUUGAACGAUGUUGUUCUUGGCCAGUACGUUGGUGAUCCCGAAGGCCAGGGCGAAGCCAAGGAGGGCUAUUUAGAUGAUCCGACGGUGCCGAAAGACUCGAGGACGCCCACCUAUGCCUCCGCAGCGUUGCGUAUCAACAACGAGCGAUGGGAUGGUGUUCCAUUUAUCCUGCGUUGCGGCAAAGCAUUGAACGAACGAAAGGCUGAAGUCCGGAUCCAGUACCGUGAUGUCCCUGGCGAUAUUUUCCAGGGACAGGCCAAGCGCAACGAGCUCGUCAUCCGCGUCCAGCCGGGCGAGGCCAUCUACGUCAAAAUGGUCACCAAAACGCCCGGCAUGAGUUUCGACAUGGAGGAAACUGAACUUGAUCUGACAUAUGGAGCACGUUACAAGCACGUCAAAAUGCCCGACGCCUACGAACGGCUCAUCCUCGACGUCUUUUGCGGAUCUCAAAUGCAUUUCGUCCGAUCGGACGAACUGGCCGAAGCUUGGCGCAUUUUCACGCCUCUCUUGCAUCAAAUUGAAGAGGAGAAAGUGAAGCCUGUGCCCUACAAGUAUGGCUCAAGAGGUCCGAGAGAGGCUGACGACUUGCUGGCGCGUAACAACUUCAAAUACUCGGGCUCGUACAAGUGGGUGAAACCUUCAUCCAUUUAAACGAUGACAUUCCAACAAAGAAUAUUCCUGAAUCUGUUUUUAUAAUUAAUCAAGAAUUAAUUGAAAUUAAAAGCCUUGAAUGACUUAAUGUAGAGGUUUCUCUUGGUUGUCUUUUUUUUUUAAGAUGGUUUAUUUUAUGUUUCUUUUUUCGAGGUUCGGAUUGCAUGUUUGAUGUCUUUAUUUGCAGAUUCAUUGAGCUCAAUAAAUCUCUAUUCCUUG